AUGUAUUUAAUAAUAAAAAUAGGAAACAAUGUUCAACUAUUUUUAAUUAUCUGUAUAUUAUUCUUCUCAAUAUGUAUUGAUGAAAUUUCUUCAAUAGCUAGUUAUUGUUAUCAAUGUAAUUCACGAAAUUCAUUAUGUCGUAUUGAUGUUAAUGUAACAUUAAAACGAGAUGGAACACCAUGCAAUGGGCAAUGUUAUACGCGUAUUAAUCGUGAUGAUGAAAGUACGAUUUAUCGAGGUUGCUCAUGGGAACAUGGUUUUAUGACUCUACAAGAACCAAAUACGCUUGUUCUUGAAGGCAAUUCUGUUUGGAUAUUUUGUAAUAAACCUUAUUGUAAUUAUGAAGCAACAUCUCUGUUAAAUACUGUUUGUUAUCAACCAAUUUGUAGUUUUCUUAAAUUUCCUCAAGAUUGCAAAUUACCCAAUGCAGAUAUUACAUGUGGACGAUUUUGUGGUAAUUUAUUAUGUGGUUCAAGACCUAUUCGUCGACGAAAUCGAAAUCGCAAUCGUAUUCGUAGACAUCCACAUGUAUGGGCAUAUUUUAUAGAAAUAAACAAAAUAAUGAACGUUGGUAUAGCACAAGGCGAACGGAAUCCAAACAGUUCAUGGCUAAAUAGUCGUGGUGUUUGGCUAACAUAUAUAAUUCUUGUUUUUGUUCUACAUUUUAUUUUACUUAGUAUACCUUAUAUAACAACCCCUGUUGCAUGGACUUUAACAACAAGUAUUCAUAAUAUUUGUAGUUUUUAUUUAUUUCAUUUAAUCAAAGGUGCUCCAUGGGAAACAAGUGAUCAAGGUGCAGCACGUCGUUUUACAUUUUGGGAACAAAUUGAUAAUGGUGUUCAAUGGACGGGUACAAGAAAAUUUCUUCAAAUUGUUCCAGUUGUUUUAUUUUUCAUUGCUAGUUUCUAUACAAAAUAUGACAAAACACAUUUUAUAAUUAACUUAGCAACAAUGCUUCUUGCUGUUAUUCCAAAAUUUCCGAUUUUUUUUGGUGUACGUUUAUUUGAUAUAAAUCGUUAUUAA
This is a messenger RNA of Adineta steineri, 1023 nucleotides long. NCBI's taxonomy places the organism in Eukaryota, Metazoa, Rotifera, Eurotatoria, Adinetida, Adinetidae. The record is from the annotation of a GenBank genome assembly.